Diaporthe amygdali is the source of this 1212-nucleotide messenger RNA. RefSeq lists its product as uncharacterized. The record is from RefSeq and is a predicted model, not a curated record. NCBI's taxonomy places the organism in Eukaryota, Fungi, Ascomycota, Sordariomycetes, Diaporthales, Diaporthaceae. Bases 1 to 1212 code for a protein of 403 amino acids. The transcript has 4 exons.
AUGCCCUUCAACAAAGAACCCAACGAGAUAAUCGACCUUACGAGCAUCGCAAGCCACAGACCCCCACAGCUCGCACAAGUCAUCGAUCUCACUAUGGACCAUUACAAGCUUGAAGCUAUUGUCCGCUUCUACCAGACGGCCCUUGAGAAAGCCACCUCGCUCAUUGACCCCGACUCUAUGGCAGAAUUCACUCGCCUGUCCCCUCAACCAACCAUGCCAGAUGCUACUCUACCUGUUCAACACGCGUACUAUAAAGCUGCUGUCAACAACGCGGGUAGCUUUCUUAACGACACACGAAGACAUAUGGACCAGAUCCGCCGCGACGAUGACGAGGGUGCUCAUGAGACCUGGACAAAGGGAGCUUCUGUUAUGUUGAGGGUCUCGUUCGGCCGUUUCAUUAAAUCGUCUGCCAUGUUCUUCCCCAUGUGGAUGAACCCGAUGCUCUCAGAAAUAGGCAUUAACCUCCUAGCUCAUGAGAGUAAAGGAGUUUCUCGUCUGGACCCUACAAUGAUGCUGGCGUGCCUAGGUCUGGACACGGUCAAUCCACCUCUUGUUUACUUUUGCGAGCCGCACGAAUUUAUCGUUACAUGGUUGCCAGACAAGGAUGGCUGUGAGCAGGAGCCUUUAAUAGACAUCCCUGACAGUGUGUGGGAGAAGGCACGUUCCGCCUUGAGACAAGGCCGUGACUACAGGGACUGGGCGAGGGUUGGACGAGACCUCGCCACGCGCUAUCAGUUCAUCAAGGAGUUUGGGAUCGAGAGGGCCAUGGAGUUUGAGCACGCCCAGGGACGAGGCUACAAGGUGGACGCCGAGAAAGUUAGGGAGCUCCACGGAGCAGCUUGGUUUGGAGGUGGAAAGGCGUUUGGUGCCGACGGCACUCCUCUGUGGAAGAGGAUGAACAAGGUCAAAAGCAAAACUCACAUGAAGGAUAUGAGCUUGAUUCAUGAUGCUGUGGAAUGGGACGGUUAUGAAGUGACCUUCCUCUAUGUGGGAGACGUGCUGGAGAAACUGAUACCAGUCGUCCUUGUCACGAGAUAUCUCGUCCUUAGCCUCAAGAACCAGGUUGCGGGAACAAGCUAUCUUCUGGCCACAACGUCUCUUUGCCAACUGUCGGGAUGGCCCGUCUCAUGCAGCUCGAUGUCGAGUAGCAUUUCCGUAUUCUCAUCAGAGAGGUCCGACUGCCUCAGGCCGCGCGAGGUGCCCGACAGGUAG